This is a messenger RNA of Zychaea mexicana, 2418 nucleotides long. RefSeq names its product S-adenosyl-L-methionine-dependent methyltransferase. The coding region runs from base 62 to 2335 and encodes 757 amino acids. NCBI's taxonomy places the organism in Eukaryota, Fungi, Mucoromycota, Mucoromycetes, Mucorales, Lichtheimiaceae. Gene Ontology annotation, biological process: tRNA methylation. Gene Ontology annotation, cellular component: nucleus; cytoplasm. The transcript has 18 exons. Gene Ontology annotation, molecular function: tRNA (cytidine-N5)-methyltransferase activity; tRNA binding. The record is from RefSeq and is a predicted model, not a curated record.
CCCGGCAUUGUCUUGCACUGAUCACUGCACUGUUCGAGCUAAUUCAGCUGUUGCAACAAUAAUGGGACGCAAAUCGUUUAAAUCACGAAAAGGAAAAUCGAAGGGCGGCAGUGAUCGAUCGAGCAACCAGAAGAAUUAUGCUGAGACGAUCAAAGAUAAUGACAGUUUUAAGCAAUACUAUAAGAACCAAAAUAUCUUGCCCGAUGAUGCCGAGUUUGACGAGUUUUAUCGCGUAUUGAAGACAACUUUACCUACAACCUUCCGUGUUACGGGCACCCGCAGUAAUGCGCUUCAAUUACGUGAAGUUGUGCAGAACGUACUAGUACCAAGCAUGCAGAGCAUUGAAGUGGAUGGACAGAUUUACGAGCCACCUAUGCCGAUUCCAUGGUAUCCAGACAAUUUCGGCUGGCAGGUGAACGCUCCUCGUAGUGUCCUGCGCAAGUCUCAAGAAUUCUCUAGUUUCCAAAAGUUUAUUGUAUCAGAGACUGAAGCUGGCAAUAUUAGUCGUCAAGAGGCUGUGAGUAUGGUGCCACCGUUGCUGAUGGACAUCAAGCCGCACAUGUGGGUUCUGGACAUGUGCGCUGCACCCGGAUCUAAAACGGCUCAGAUUAUUGAAGCUGUCCACGCGAACGACCUCUUGAACGAACUUCCUACUGGCUUGGUCGUUGCCAAUGAUGCUGAUUACAAACGAAGUCAUAUGCUCGUUCACCAAUCAAAAAGAUUGCAAUCGCCCUGUUUCAUUGCUACCAACCAUUAUGGACAACAAAUCCCAGCCAUGCAUGUGAAGGAUGAAAAUGGUAAGCUUGCCGCGUGGCAAUUCGACCGUGUUCUUUGUGAUGUUCCAUGCAGUGGUGAUGGCACGUUACGCAAGAAUGAAACGAUCUGGAAUGACUGGAGUCAGAAUCAGGCAUUGGGCUUGCAUCGGACUCAGGUGCAGAUUUUCUUGCGCGGUGCUCAGCUGACCAAGGUUGGCGGCCGAAUUGUCUAUUCCACCUGUUCAUUCAAUCCAGUCGAGAAUGAGGCUGUAGUAGCUGAAGUUUUGCGUUUGACCGAUGGCGCAUUGGAGAUCAAGGAUAUGUCUCAUGAGUUACCGGAAUUGAAACGGAAGCCCGGCUUGACAAAUUGGAAGGUCAUGACAAAGGAUGGAGAGUACAUCACAUCGCUUGAUGAUAUCAAGGGCGACAGACAACGCUCCAAGUUCCCUGCAUCGGUAUUCCCGCCUGAAAAUGUAGAGUCGUUGCAUUUGGACCGAUGCUUGAGAAUCUAUCCUCACCAACAAAACACCGGAGGAUUUUUCGUGGCUGUUUUUGAUAAGGUCAAGCCGCUGACCGCAGCUGACCGUGUUCAUGAGGGCAAAUCCGACCUCGAUGCACAUGAGAUGCAGCAGUCUGAGGCAAAUGAAGAAAAACUCGUGGAAGCAGUAGGUGGAGGACAAGAAGGAGAAGAUCAACAACAGGCCGUAUCGGCAACCGCGGAACCGAGUGCCGCGGAAGGAAACGCGAGUGAAACCCCUGGAUCAAAGCGUCCCGCGGAAGACGUCAGCAGCAGCACCAACAACAUAGCCCAGCAACAGCCUGCAGUCAAGAAGCAAAAGCAGGAUGUACCCCAAAUCAAAGAAGCACCUUUCCAGCUCAUGUCGCCGGACAAUCCGGACGUGAAUGCAUUGACAGAAUACUUUGGCAUUGAUCCAGCAUUCCCUCGCGACCAGUUCAUCUUGCGAUGUGAAGAAGAGGCCAAGAACCGUACAAUCUACUUUUGCUCUAAAUCUGUGCGCUCCAUCUUACAAUCUAAGGAUUGGGAUAAGUUGCAUGUGGUGAAUACAGGCGUCCGGCUGUUUGUCCGGCAGGGAUCGCUGGGAGACGAGAGUCUUGCUGCACCCUUCCGGCUUACCUCGGAUGGAUUGCCUCUGCUUGAACGCGUUAUGGUGGAUGAUCGACGCAAAAUCAAGAUCUCCGACGAAGCCCAGGAAGAAGAUCUGAAAACCCUGUUAAUGGCUCCAGACAUGCCGAGAGUGGAAGAACUUUCAGCAUCAACGCAGGAAAAGAUGCAAAAGCUUGGUGUUGGCUCUUGCAUUUUCGAGUUUGAUGUCGCCAAAGCAUUUAAUAAGCCGCUGGAUAAGACUUUAUCGCUCUCGUUGCCAGUAUGGAAAGGCAAAAACCGAGUGAACUUGUUGAUCAACAAGCAUGACAAGAGAUCACUCUGUCAACGGAUCUUUGGUGUUACAGGCUCUUCUGAUGCUGCUGCUUCAAAACCUGUUGUUGCUGCUCCUAGCAGUAGUAACGAUGAUGCUGAUCAAGUAAAGUCAUCGGAUCAGCAACCAGAACAAAAGCAGUAGCAGCCUUUAGAUAAACAUUCUGUAAUAAUAACAAUAACAACAAUAACUCAUAUUAACAAGAGAAAGAGAGAGAGAGAGAUGCA